AUGUCAACGAGCAGCGACGACCAUUCCGACAAAGAGUGUCCAUUGUGCAUGGAAGUACUUGAGUUGGAUGACAUCGACUUCUACCCCUGCAAGUGCGAGUACCAAAUCUGCCGGUUCUGCUGGCAUCGGAUACGAACUGACGAGAAUGGCUUGUGCCCCGCUUGUCGUCAACCGUAUCCCGAAGAUCCCGUCAACUUCAAGCCUCUCUCGAGCAGCGAUGUUCAACGGCAUAAGAACGAGAAGCGCAUGAAGAAGCAGGCGGAGAAGAUGCGAAUCUCGGAAACGAGGCAACACCUCGCGAAUUAUCGAGUUCUGCAAAAGAAUCUCGUCUACGUUGUGGGGCUCUCUACGCGUGUUGCCGAUCCGGAGACAUUGAAAAAACCUGAAUAUUUUGGGCGUUUCGGAAAAAUUCUCAAGGUGGUGACUAGCAUUGCGCCAAGUGUUUAUCCCCAUCAACAUCUCCCUCCUAGUCAUACGGCCUAUGUAACCUACAAGAAGGUCGAAGAAGCUCUUCGAGCUAUACAAGGAGUGAACAACUCAUAUCUAGACGGUCGACUAGUCAAAGCGUCAUUAGGAACGACGAAGUAUUGCUCGUCAUUUUUACAGAGCCGGAAAUGUUUCAAACCCGAAUGUAUGUACUUGCAUGAAAAUGCGGACCCUGAAAUAAGCUUUACAAAGGACGACAUGCACGCUGGAAAACAUACGGAAUAUGAGAAGAAGUUGAUAGAGACUGUGCUGAACCGUCCACCACCGCCGACUCCGACGGUCGCCAAUAUUAUAGAGAAGAGUAUUACUUUGUCAAAGCCGGCACCGAAACCAGCCCAACCAAAGACGAUAUCGCAAUGGGAGGCAGCGAACGACGGCGGUGAUGAGAUGGACGACGCAGCAGAGAGCAACGAGGACGCCGGCGAGAGGUUAGACGAUGUUCGAGCAGGUUCAUCGCCUCAAAAUAACUCGCCGAGCAAGUCGCCUAGAGACGCACCGGACAACACAUCAUGUAAAUCAAACGAUUCGGCUUCUGUGGAAGACCCAGCACCUUCAAAUGUCUCCACACCUGCAGUUAAAGGACGUCGCAGUAAUGCAUCAGCCAGAGAUCGACAAUGGUCAGAAAGGGACGAAUUUUCAGUGGCACAAAGUCACUCACCACCAACAGAUCCAGAAGCAAACGACGCAGAUGAUAAUAACAUUAAUAGGCUAGACGAAAUGAUGUCGAAAUUGUCGCACAAUGACAACGACGACUUUAACAGCUUCUUCGGUGUUCCAGCACCAGCCGAGCACAAUGAGGCUCCAGCUCCUCUUGUUAACUGGCAGACACUUCUUGGUCUGGCGCCAGCAGCGCCAUUCCCUGCCCCAGAGCCUGAAAACCUGUUCUCAUCGUUGGCUUGGCCACCGAGCACAGCUACACAGUCAUCGCUGUCAACAACGACAAAGCGCUUGGCACCAAGUCCACCGCCAGGGCUCGCGAGAUUCGCGUCAGAAGACGACUUGGGCUUCGAUCCGUUCGCGGAAUCCUCCAAGGGAUUGUCUGCAUUGCUGCAAGAAGAACAAGAGCAACCACGACACAAUCAUAUGCCUGUAUUCCAGCCGACAUCUCUGACACAAUUUUUGAUGCAAAAUCACGUGCCGCACCAACAACAACAGCAGCAAGAACAGGGAAAAUCGUCGCUGAUGCACGCACUCCACCAACAGCAACAGCAGCAACAACAGGCUGCAUUGUUACAGCAACAGCAGCAACAAUCACAAGUGCCGUUUGGUCAGCCGCCAUCAUCCAUGGCUUCUUUAUGGCAAUCGUCAGUACAAUCGAUGUUCUCGAACAACUAUUCUGCACAAUCGCAACUGGCAUCGAGAAUGCAGCAACAACAGCAGUCGAACUUCGAUCCGUUCUCCUCAUCGCUAUCGCUUCAGUUUUUGCAGCAGCAACAGCAACAGCUCGCGCAGCAACAACAACAACAGCAGAAUCCGCAGCCGAACUCGUUCUUCCAGGAAAUGGUGGCAGCUCGCAAUGCAGCAGCCAACACAUCGAUGUUUUCGCACUUCCAACAGCCACAUCAAUCACAACAACAACAACAGCAACAUCAUCAUCAUGAUAUGUUUGGAAUUGCUCCACCACCAGGUCUGCCAGCGCGACCAUCUGCCUCAGCGACACAGCAAAUGCACCAUCAGUUCUUGUUCGGAGCUGGAAGUACACAACAACAACAACAACAGCAGCAGCAGCAGUCACAGCAGCAGUCAAAUCAGAGCUCGUCGCAGAGUAUGCAGGAGAUGUUCAAGGCGCUGUUACCGAACGUCAACGUGCGGUUCAUGGACGAUUCGACAAUGUCUCGUUUGUCGCAUGAGAACAGUCUGCGAUCGAACGGACAGAAUCACAAUAACGUCCUACCGCCACCGGGAUUCUCGUCUGUGCUAAAUCCCUGA
Messenger RNA from Caenorhabditis bovis, 2415 nucleotides. The record is from the annotation of a GenBank genome assembly. Lineage: Eukaryota; Metazoa; Nematoda; Chromadorea; Rhabditida; Rhabditidae.